UCACAACUGGAGCGCGCGCACGGCGCAAGUUGGGCGAGAGCGCGCACAGACGGACGUUAAGCGCGCGUUUGAUUGAAAGAGGCACAAGCACAGCUCCAGCUCACAGGAUCAUCAAAAACGCCCUCCAACUACAUUCAUCCAACUAUUAUUGACAUAAAUCCGCAGAUAUGUACUGCGAAGACAAUUAAACGAAAUCCUCGAUGAAAAAGAAGCUGGAAUAUGCCUCCACCUGACAUCCAAAGGUAAAAAAUCUCCUCGGAAACCUCAGGAAUUGUGAUUUACGCUAACUAAGACUGAUAUUUUAACUAAUCCGGAGGAUAUACUUAUAUUAAAAUCGUUCUGGGGAACUCGGUGGCUGUUUCUUAUAUGAAGAUAAGUGUUGGUGAAGCAGGGAUGAUGACAGUUUGAAGCGGACGCGACUCCCGCCGCUCAUUUUCAUGGAGUUUAUAAGCGGGAGCCGCUAGAAUGGAAACCGUGAUUGAUGAAACGGAGGCCUUACAGAGAUUCUUCGAAGGUCAUGAUAUUAACAGCUCUUUGGAGCCAGCAAACAUUGACACCAGUAUCCUGGAGGAAUACAUCAGCAAAGAGGACGACAGCGCUGACAUUUGUUUCACGGAGGUCCACAGCGGCCCAGCACCACAGUUCUCCUCUGCCCAGGCAGGGGCGUCCUCUUCAGGGGGGGUAGGGUGUGGCGUGAGCCCCCCAAUCCCCCUGCGUCAGAGCACCGUCCCAUCCCUGUCCCAGUCCUGCCAGAACCCCUACCCGGGUGCACCGCCGUUGGGUCACAUCAGACACAACUACCCCUGUCUGGGGCAGCAGCAAACCCAAAACAUCAAGCCGGAUCACCGCGGACAGUACGCACCAGGAACGCUACCCGAGUCUCCUCCGGACUCCAGCUCAGAGCCAUACUCACCCCAGCAAGCUAACGAUCCGCACAUGCUCAGAACGAUGACGCCUGAGAACAUGUGUCACAUGACCAGUCCUCCGCCUCUACAAACACAUCCACACUAUCCCAGCAUGCACCGGGACAUGUACCUGAAGCCAGAGCCCAUGAUUUCGCAGUAUCCGAUUGGUCCAGCUAGCGGCGGGGGCGGAGACAUGCAGCAGACUCAGAUGCUUCAUCAACUCCUUCAACAUCCACAAACACCAGAUGGGAUGCCCGUCCAUCCGGCAAAGAAGAGAAAACAUUCAGACUCUCCCAACAACACACUCAACUCUCAGAUGCUCACAGGCAUGAUCAAACAAGAGCCAGGCCUGAUGCAGGACGCAGAAAACUCAUACCUGGACCCGAACUACCAGUGCAUCAAGUGGCAGGCACACCAGCAGAACAAGUGGACCACGCUAUACGACUCCAGCGGGAAAGAGCUUCCGAUGCCCACCUAUAGAGUGGACGCAGAUAAAGGCUUCAACUUCUCCCUGGCUGACGAUGCGUUUGUGUGCCAGAAGAAGAACCACUUUCAGGUGACCGUCUACAUCGGGAUGCCCGGAGAUCCCAAAUACGUGAAGACCAGCGACGGCCUGCAGCCCAUCGACUGCUUUUACCUGAAGCUCAACGGAGUCAAGCUGGAAGCCAUGAAUCAGUCCAUUAAUGUGGAGCAGUCUCAGUCUGACCGCAGCAAAAGACCCUUCAAACCUGUGCUAGUGACUUUGCCGCCAGAGCAGGUUACUAAAGUCACGGUGGGUCGUCUUCACUUCAGCGAGACCACCGCUAAUAACAUGAGAAAGAAAGGCAAACCCAACCCUGACCAGAGGUACUUCAUGCUGGUGGUGUCUCUGCAGGCUCAGUGUCACAGUCAGAGCUUCAGUGUGGCGGCUCACGUCUCCGAGAGGAUCAUCGUCAGGGUAACCGCUGCGUCGAACCCAGGUCAGUUUGAGAGCGACAGUGAGGUGCUGUGGCAGCGAGGGCAGCUGCCAGACUCUGUGUACCAUCACGGGCGGGUGGGCAUCAACACGGAUCGCCCCGAUGAGGCGCUCGUCGUUCACGGCAACGUGAAGGUCAUGGGCUCACUCGUGCAUCCCUCAGACAUCAGAGCCAAGGAGAACGUCAAGGAGGUGGACACAACCGAUAACCUGCGACGCAUUUCUCAGAUGCGUCUGGUUCAUUAUCAGUAUAAGCCUGAGUUUGCUGCGACGGUGGGCAUCGAUGCCACGGCUGAGACGGGAGUUAUUGCUCAGGAGGUCCAGCAGAUUCUCCCAGAAGCCGUGAAGGAAGGAGGAGACGUGGUGUGUGCAAACGGAGAGACCAUCCCCAAUCUACUGGUGGUCAAUAAAGAGCGGAUCUUCAUGGAGAAUGUGGGCGCAGUGAAGGAGCUCUGCAAACUCACUGAUAAUCUGGAGACCCGCAUUGAUGAAUUGGAGCGCUGGAGCCGCAAACUGGCCAAACUGAGGAGACUGGACAGCAUGAAGAGCACCGUCAGUGGAGGAACUGUCAGCCAAUCAGGAAGUUAUUUUAGCCGAACAGGAAGUGGCCCGCUCAAGAAAAAAUCACCUAUGCCAGGAAGCAAGCGGGCUGUCCCCGAGCAGAGCUGUCUGAGUCACAAGUUCAUGCAGGCAACCAUCCUGGCUUUGGUCAUCAUAAUGGCCUUCAGCGUCAUCUCCAUGUCCAUCCUCUAUGUGCUCAAUCUUCAACAGCAUGGGAGCGUUAGUGAUGUUGAGGGCUCUACGUCCCGCUGUCUUCUUUUCGUCUAUCGGACGCCCUUCCUCACUGCAGCCCUCACAUUCUGUCCAUCCUCCUGUCUGUGCAGGUCUCGUUCUGUUUUGGGAUCAGCUCGCCAGGCGUCUUUUUCUCCAUCAAGAGUGACCACAUCUACACUCUCUGCAGACUCCACCUCUCUGUCAGUGACCAAUCACCCGCCCUGCUGCCCGCCAACCCUUGCCACAACCAACCAAUCAGCAACUCUCAGUCUGUUGCCAGGCAACAACCAAUCCACACCAGACUCCAGCACCGUGGUUCCCACACAGGCCACCAUUAAUAAGAAGGCAAAGUCUCGGCCGCUGGAUAAAGAGAGCCGCAACAAAAACCGGCUGAGUCACACAUCGGCUCCGCUGUUCCUCAGUAAAGCCAAACGGCCUCCACAGCCGCCGGAAGUGAGCGGAGCCACCAAACGCCUGCCUGGCGGACAACAGACACCACAGAGGAGACAGCGCAGCGCCAACACCCACGACCCAACAGGCUGUCUGAGCAAACUGCAGAUCCUCCAGACCAAUCAGGAGAUCCGAGAACUGCACUGCUCCUCGCCAGAGACCUGCAGCUUUACCGUGUUUGUAAACGGUGAACACAACUCAUCCUCGUCUCACGUUACUCUGCACAUGAUCUCCUCUGAGGUGUUGUAUGUGUGGCGCUGUGGAUCCAGCAGAGGGCGACUCUGUCCAAAUUACCCAGACUCCUCUUUCUCUCUGUCGCCCAGCACUUUCACAACGGGCACGAGUCACGUGUGGUCACUUCCUGUCCUGCCCUUUCAGGAGGUCACCUACACUUUCAGACUCUCACAUUCAAGUCAGUCUGGCUGCGGCGCUGGAGAUGAGGUUCAGUCUUCACACUGUUCUGAGUACAGCUUCCUCAUUCACAGCACAUGCUAAAGAGCAUCACGAGGGCAUUCAGAGACUCUUAUCCGGAUGCAUCCAGAAAAAACUGCACGUUCUUGUACAAGAAAUAAGGAAAGAGCGCUUAUUUUAAAAAUACGUUUUCUUCCAAAAUUGCUUAGCAUUAAGCUCAAUGACGCAUUACUGCUUAUAAACAAACUCAAACACACAUACACACACAGAUUUACAUAUUCAAUAUAAACCGGUAUCAGUACCCGGGUUUCCAUUCUAACGUUAAGCUAAAUAUUUCAAAGUUCGCAACAAAAACAAAACAAAUGUGACUCAAGCACGUUUCCAUCUAGUUUUUAGAGAGGUUGACUGUAGUAUUGGUAACCUAGCAACCAACAGUAAACAAGGCAAACUUUCUUCCUAGCUUAUUGACAUAUUACUGCAUGUAAACACACUCGCACACAUACACAGAUUUACAUAAUAAAUGUAAACUGGUAUCAGUAGCCGGGGUUCCAUCCUAACAUUAAGCUAAUUAUUUCAAAGUUUGCAACAAAAAC
Molecule: messenger RNA, 4088 nt
Organism: Danio rerio (zebrafish)
Lineage: Eukaryota; Metazoa; Chordata; Actinopteri; Cypriniformes; Danionidae
Source: RefSeq, a predicted model, not a curated record